Portunus trituberculatus (swimming crab) is the source of this 986-nucleotide messenger RNA. Its product is annotated as CD151 antigen-like. Gene Ontology annotation, cellular component: membrane. The coding region runs from base 147 to 884 and encodes 245 amino acids. The transcript is spliced from 7 exons. NCBI's taxonomy places the organism in Eukaryota, Metazoa, Arthropoda, Malacostraca, Decapoda, Portunidae. The record is from RefSeq and is a predicted model, not a curated record.
GCCUUUCCAGUCCCCGUCCGCGUCCUCGAGCCCGCUUCACUCAGUAGUGAGAGACACGCGGACAAGAGUGGAGUGGUCGGCCGCACACCAGCUUGCUUACCCACUUGCUUUAUCGUGUCGUGUAAGGCGCAGCGUGGGCAGACAGCAUGGGGCGCGGCGUGGAGAUGACCAGCGGUGGGAAAUGUGUCCGGUUUCUGAUGUUCGCCGUCAACUUCAUCAUAUGGGUAUCCAGCAUAGCCAUACUGGUGUUGGGCAUCUGGACGGUAGUGGACCGGCCCUACCUAGAGAGUUUGCUGGGUAACGAUAUGUACAUGACGGCUGCCUACAUCCUCAUCGCUACUGGCUGUAUCAUAUUCUUCAUCUCCUUCCUUGGUUGUUUCGGUGCGCUGAAAGAAGUCAAAUGUAUGCUACUGACGUACUUCAUCGUAGUGUUGUUGCUCUUCAUCAUCCUCCUGAUUGGUGGCAUCCUGGGCUAUGUAUUCAAGGACAAAGCCAGCACGUCCGUCAAAAACACCAUGAUUAGGACCAUGCGUGAUUAUGGUACUGAUAAGUUUGAAAAAGUCACCAAGGCCUGGGAUGAGACACAGCAGGCAAUGCAGUGCUGUGCUAUUGAAAAGCAGGAUGAAUGGAUGAAUUACAAUGAUGGUUUCUCCAUGGGGGGUGUCAAAAUCCCCAAGACUUGUUGUAAGAAGGACUCUGAUGGAAAUUUACAGGAAUGCCAGUCAUCACCAAAUGAAGAUAACUCCUACACAGAUGGCUGCUACAAGAAGGCUGUUGAGUUUGUGGAGCAGCAUGCAGUUGUCAUAGGGGGAGUGGCCAUUGCUGUGGCAUUGAUAAUGGUCCUUGGCCUUGCUUUGUCAAUCAUCCUCUUCAAGCUGAUCUAGUGACUUUCUCUGUGGUGCAAAGAAGCAACACAACAAAACUUUUCUUUAAGAAUGACUGGUUUGUGAAAAUGAAUGUAUUUAAGAUAAUCGUAUCCUGUGUGU